AUGGCGCUUACAGCGAUCGUCCUCUCCCUCGUCCUCGUCGCCACGGCGCCGGCCGUCGGCACCUCUAGUGAGGAGCUUGCUGCAGCGCUCCAGUGCCACCCGGCGCUGGCGCUCACGGACGCCACCGACGGCGCGGCUUUCCGCGCCAGCCUCCUCUUGCUCCUCGGCGCUCUCCCCUCCGCCGCCGCGCCGACGGGCUUCGCCUUCCUGCACUCCGACGGCGCGUUCGCCCGGGGGGUCUGCUUCGGCGACUCCACCACGCUGCCUUCAGGCUCCGAGUGCGCCCGGUGCAUGUCCGACGCCGCCAGGAACCUCACCGCCGGAUGCAGUGCCGCCAGCCGCCGAGCCGGCGUCUUGAGCCAACGCUGCUCGCUCUGGUACGCCGACACAAACUUUUCCUCGCCCGGCCAGGAUGCCUUCCGAGCGCGCUUCCACCUCGCGCUCCCGAGCGACGCCGCCGCCCCUGCUUCUGACUCCGAGACCAGCGCCGGGGACCUCUACUCCGCGGGCCUGCACGACGAGCUCGUCGCUAUGGCGCAGCUCAUUGCGCAGCGCGCGGCCGGAAGGCUCUCCAGGCCGGCGAUGCCGGCCACCACGCGCGUGGUUCACAAAACCAUCGUGGGGAGAGGCUGCGGCCGCGACUACGCCGUCGUGAGCAGCACGGUCUACGUGCGGGCUCAGUGCGCCCGCGACCUCACGGCGGCGGACUGCGCCCGGUGUCUUCAGGAGUCGGCGCAGGCCAUGGACUGGGACCUGGAUGCUGCCCGCGGCGACGGUGGCGCGGCGGCCGCGGUGGUGGGCUUCAACUGCCACGGUCGGUUCGAGGUCUCCACCGCACUGGCGCCGCGCAGCGACCAGAGCGACGACCCCAGCGACCACAGCGGCAUUCUGCGUGUAGGCCUUGUGGCUUUGAUCAUAGCGAACUUCAUUCUGACAGUAGCCAACUACCGCACUUCUCGCCGGUGAAGAGAAGACGCAACGCCGGAUGCGACACCGGCAGGGAGUAUCUUCUUAAUAAUCUCCAGAGGUUCGGUGACAAAGAUGAUGAGAAGCGAGAACAGGCUACAGCAAUCCGCAAAAUAAGAACAUCAAGAGUGUGGCGCUUCAUGUUAUUUUCGCCACCUUUUCCUUUUCUGUUCACUGGUUAAUCAGUAUUGUUGUUCGAGGCCAGUGUAUGUGCGUGGUCCGUCAGUAGGUGCAUGACUGCCUGCUCAUGUGUUAUUUUCGUCUAGCUAUAUAUGCAUGCCGUAUUAAGUUGUGGUGUUAAUUGAAUAAUAAUGCGGAGAAUGGCACCCCAGUUUGAUCAA
This is a messenger RNA of Triticum dicoccoides, 1307 nucleotides long. RefSeq lists its product as uncharacterized. The transcript is spliced from 3 exons. The record is from RefSeq and is a predicted model, not a curated record. The coding region runs from base 1 to 966 and encodes 321 amino acids. Lineage: Eukaryota; Viridiplantae; Streptophyta; Magnoliopsida; Poales; Poaceae.